AUUCCUGACAUAAUGUGUCAUGUAGCAGCUUCAUACAAACCAUAACAUCACUUGCCUCUUAAGAGACUUGAGGUCAGAGGAGUCCCUCUUCUCAUACCACCUCAGUGCUACAGACACCCUCUGUGACCAUGUCUGUUAGAGCCAUGAAGACCACCACCUACUCCACUGUGUCUUCCUCCAGGGGCCCAUCCCAGGGCUUCAGCAGCCGCUCCUUCUCCGGCUAUGGUGGCCGUGGUGUGGGUAGUGGCAAGCAGAGCAUUGCUGUCCGCACAUCCUAUGGGGGCUUGGGCAGCAGUGGUUCUGCCAUGGGUGCUGGGGGGUUUAAAGUGGUUGGUGGGUAUGUUGCUGGGGGGUCUGGACAAAGAGGUGGUGGAGUUGAGUUUGGCUAUAUGGGCUUUGGUGGAGGCAUGGGAGGUGGCAUGGCCAGUGAAGUGGCGGCCCCCAUCACUGCAGUGACCGUGAACAAGAGCCUGCUGGCCCCCCUGAACCUGGAGAUUGACCCCACCAUCCAGGUGAUCCGCACCCAGGAGAAGGAGCAGAUCAAGACCCUGAACAACCGCUUUGCUACGUUCAUUGACAAGGUACGCUUCCUUGAACAGCAAAACAAAAUGCUUGAGACCAAGUGGAAACUUCUGCAGGAACAGACCACGUCUCGCUCCAACAUUGAUGUCAUGUUCGAAGCCUACAUUGCCAACUUACGUAAGCAGCUAGAUAACUUGGGUCACGAAAAAGUUAAACUGGAGUCUGACCUGCAUCACAUGACGGGCCUGGUUGAGGACUACAAAAACAAGUAUGAGGAUGAGAUCAACAAGCGUAAUGAGUGUGAGAACACCUUUGUCCUCACAAAGAAGGACACUGAUGCCGCCUACAUGAUGAAAGUAGAUCUGGAAGCCAAGCUGGAUGGGCUAUCCGAUGAGAUUGAGUUCCUGAGGCAGAUCUAUGAUGCAGAAAUCCAUGAGUUGCAGAGCCAAAUCAAAGACACAUCUGUUGUGGUAGCAAUGGACAACAGCCGUAACCUUGACAUGGAUGCUAUCGUUGCUGAAGUGCGUGCCCAGUAUGAAGACAUUGCCAACCGUAGUAGAGCCGAGGCCGAGUCAUGGUACCAGUCUAAGUAUGCAGAGAUGCAGCAGUCAGCAGGUAAAUAUGGUGAUGACCUGAAGUCAUCAAAGGCUGAGAUCGCUGACAUGAACCGCAGAAUAAUGAGGCUCCAGUCUGAAAUUGAUGUGGUUAAAUCACAGAGAAACAAUUUGGAAGUUCAAAUCGCAGAGGCUGAGGAGCGUGGUGAGCUGGCAGUGAAGGAUGCUAAACUCCGCAUCAGAGAGCUUGAAGAAGCUCUCCAGAGAGCCAAGCAGGAUAUGGCCCUGCAAGUCCGCCAGUACCAAGAACUGAUGAAUGUGAAACUGGCUUUGGACAUUGAGAUCGCCACCUACAGGAAACUGCUGGAAGGGGAGGAAGACAGGUUAGCAACUGGAAUAAAGACCACUGUAUCCAAGCAGACCUCUGUGAACUACAAUGCCUACGGCCUGGAGAGCUCCCGCACUCCAUCCUACGUCAGCUGCAACUUUGGUGGAGUCAAAGUUAGCAGUGGCCCUGUCGCCGCCUUCGAGGAAGCAGCAGUGAAGAGCACCACAGUCACCAAGACAGAAACUGUGGUGAUCAAGACUGAGGAGAAGAAGGAGGUGGAGGUGAAAGAGGAGAAAGAGGAGGUGAAGGAGGAGAAAAAGGAGGAGCAGGCAGCCAUCCAGGAGCCAGCUGCUGAGGAGGAGAAGGAGAAGGAGAAGGAGAAGGUGCAGGAGCAGGUGCAGGUGGAGGCAGAAGCUGUAGCUGAGGAGUGAUGCUGUUGUCUGAUUUAUGAAGAAAAAAGCACACCUACUCUGCUUUAUUAUGCAGUUCUUUAAUGAUUUAUUCACAAAAGUGCCUUCAUCCAAUACUGGGUGUGUUUCUACUGUCCUUCAGAUAUCCUUAACGAGAGGAUUUUUGUUCAGGUUUCUGAAAACUCUUGUAGUUCAAUAGGUUCUUUACUGUAGUCUCAGUCACUGCCUGUGGUUCAGUAAUCACACCUGUUUAACCAGCAGGUGGCACUAUUGUAUGUGUUUUCCCUGUGGCUCAUUUUUGACCAACUCAAAGCACUACUGUCACAUCAACAGUGUGACAGCAUACUGUCUGAUAGGAGCAGUUAAUAAAAAAAAAUAAAAAAAAGUUGAGCCAUCACCAUGCUGAACUCCUUAUACUAAACCUGCUGUACUCAAGCAGUUCAGUAAGAAGAAAACCAGCAACAAUAGUCUUCAUGACUUCUACUUAGAUAAACCUUUUUCAGUACAACACCUGAAGUCCUGUUUGCUCAGCAAUAAACCUUCUUCAAAAUGUG
Messenger RNA from Larimichthys crocea (large yellow croaker), 2368 nucleotides. RefSeq names its product keratin, type II cytoskeletal 8. Gene Ontology annotation, molecular function: structural constituent of skin epidermis. Gene Ontology annotation, biological process: keratinization; intermediate filament organization. The record is from RefSeq and is a predicted model, not a curated record. The transcript is spliced from 10 exons. Bases 129 to 1835 code for a protein of 568 amino acids. Lineage: Eukaryota; Metazoa; Chordata; Actinopteri; Sciaenidae. Gene Ontology annotation, cellular component: keratin filament.